Naegleria fowleri is the source of this 2796-nucleotide messenger RNA. RefSeq lists its product as uncharacterized. Lineage: Eukaryota; Heterolobosea; Eutetramitea; Acrasida; Naegleriidae. The record is from RefSeq and is a predicted model, not a curated record. The coding region runs from base 1 to 2796 and encodes 931 amino acids. Gene Ontology annotation, biological process: proteolysis. Gene Ontology annotation, molecular function: serine-type endopeptidase activity. The transcript has 3 exons.
AUGGUCUCUAUCGCCGUGCUGUUAUGGUCUCUCUCGGGAGUCUCUGCAAUUCAUUCUCUCUAUUUGAAAGAGGAGGAACCCAAUUUGUUGAUCCAUUCCAAUCUAGAGUCGCUCAUCAAGGUUUAUAAACAAGAACAGAAAGGUAUUUCAGCAUUAACAAAGAUUAUGGAUGAAUCUGUUGCGUCUACUUCCAUAAGAGUUCAUGUGAAAUUAUACAAUCAGAUCAUCAUGACAAGUAUGGUUUUGAAACAAUUAGCUCAGCUCAUGGAUAAGAAAGAUUAUCGUGAUGACUUUCAAUUUUGGUCUUCCGAUGAUGAACAUUGCAUAGAUAUGCAUAAAAUAUUUACCACUCGUUUGACACUUGCUCAAUUGAAUGUUUUAGGAAAUAACAAAUUUAUUCAGCAACAUGUGGAAUGGAUUAAGAAAGUUCCAGAACAUGAAAAGACAACUUUUUCGAAACUCACGUUGGAUGAUUUGAAAUUUGGAGAAUUGCAAAUUAAUUUUGGGAAAUUUCAAGACGUUUCUUUGUGGUUGAAUCAUGUGAAAAGUUGGUUUCAAACUCAGUACACCAAUACCUUGAUGAAACAUUUCACAACUAUUAAUUUACUCGAAACACUUCACCAAUUGCACAACACUCCUCUCGCAGAGGAUAUGAUAAACGAUUUUCUACCUUCACAUCAACUUGUUCGAGAGAAUAUGGAUCGAGUUCGACAAUGGCUCGAAGAAAAGAUUUCAUUCUAUUUUGAAUUAAAUUGGGAAGUUAAAGAGAAUGGAAGAGCUCAUAUUUCUCUCAAAAAUUUAGACACAGGUGUUUGGCAUUUACUACAGAGAGAUACAUCAAUGAAAGACCAUCCUUCAAUACGAACAUUGCAAAUGCGUGAAACCAUUGAGAAUGCUAUGAAAAUGAUUCCUUCAUUGUCCAUUCUGUGGAGUGAAAUUUCAGAACAUUUGGGAGAACAAUUAUUGAGCUAUUUAAAAUCUCUCGAUUCUGUCGACUCUAUUACUCGGGGUGUGGCCUAUAAAAUCGAUAAUUACGGAUCCAACCAAGUAAUUCAAUCAGGAGGAACCAACAAUACAUACUUGUGGAAUUAUGGAAUUACCGGAAAAGGAGAAUUAAUUGCACUGACAGACACUGGUGUCAAUGUAAAUCAUUGCUUCUUCUCAGCACAAGGAGAGACCUAUACUACCUUAAAUCUUAAUAAUCGAAAGAUUGUCUACAUUGAUACUCAGAAUGGUUAUGGAAAUACAAUUGAUGACAGUGGACAUGGUUCUCACUGUGCUGGAACCAUUGCUGGAAAUCCCUCUUCCUUUGUUUCUACAAGUGUGAAUAACCAAAUUGGAGUUGCCAAAGAUGCCAAGCUCUACAUUGUCGAUGCUCAAUCUUCAGCCUCUUCUGGUCUCACUAUUACUGACCUUCAAGUUUUGCUUCCAAAAUUACUUUCGAAUGGUGUGAGAGUGAGUUCAAACUCUUGGAGUUGUGCAAAUCCAUAUAAUUGUGAUUAUGAUUGUAAUUGUUAUACUCUUUUAUCCAAUGGAACACAAUCUCCAGUUAGCGACAGUUCCUGUAUUGCCUACAAUGGAAGAAGAUGUUGUCAUUACUGCAAUUUAUAUAAUUCACAAAGUUUUGCUAUUGACUCUGUGUUGAGUAAGAAUGAUGAGUUGACCUAUGUCAAUUCUGCUGGUAAUUAUGGACGUUAUUCGUAUGAUUCUACAGUGAACGAUCCUGCUACAGCAAAGAAUGCCAUUACUGUUGGAUCUUCUUAUUCCACGACCGAAUAUUACAAACUCACCAUUUCACAGAAUGUCAAUACGACUGUGUAUAAUAUGGAAAGUUUGAGUGCAUUUUCGUCCCGAGGUCCAACUGUGGAUGGAAGAAUUAAGCCAGACAUUGUUGCUCCAGGACAAGAAAUUUAUAGCGCUCAUUUCAACAUGAGUUGCAAUAUUCGAAGUUUGUCUGGAACUUCCAUGAGCACACCUGCAGUUGCAGGAGCUGCUGCCCUCAUUCGACAAUAUUUAACACAAAACAAUAAUGAGAAACUUGUAUUUUUUGAAUUAUAUAACAAGAAUCCAUCACAGACAUUGAGUGGAUCUCUUGUGAAGGCAAUGCUCAUUCACUCGGCAGAAAAGAUGAAUGGAAUUGUCUCAUUGUCGUCCUUUCUCGAUCCACAAGGUCUUUCACAAUUUCAAGUUCCAAAUAAUUUUUAUGGUUAUGGAAGAGUGAAUUUGAAACGAGUAUUGAAAAUUGAACAAGAUCCAUCCUCAGUUGCCUUAAUAGGAAAUAUAGGAGUUGUGAAUCGAAUGAGUUUGGAACCAAAUACCAACACUUCCUUCAAUGUAGUGACAACCUCACCAUCCUCAACCAUUAAGGUCACUCUGGUUUGGUAUGAUUUACCAGGAUCUGUCACUUCCAAAGCUUCUUCGACCAAACGAAUCAUCAAUGAUAUUGAUUUAAAGGUCACUAUUGGAAGCUCCAUCUAUUAUGGAAAUAUGGCACUCACCAAUAAUGCCAAUUAUGAUUCUACCAACACGGUAGAAAGUGUCACCAUUGAUAAUAUUCCAUCUCAGACCAAUGUGACCAUUUCCAUUUUUGCAAAAUCGACAAAUAAGGGAGCUCAAACAUUUAGUUUGGUGGUGAGUGGUAAUUAUGCAGUGAAGAGUUCACCUAUUGCUCCUCAAGCUUUUGGAUCUACAGAAGGUAAUGGAAAAGUCAAUCAAGCACAUCAAACGGUGAAAAUGUCAGAAUUUGGCAUGUUCGUCUCCAUGCUUGUCUUGUUAUUGAUUUGGAUGUGCGUUUAA